This is a messenger RNA of Hyaloperonospora brassicae, 1065 nucleotides long. NCBI's taxonomy places the organism in Eukaryota, Oomycota, Peronosporomycetes, Peronosporales, Peronosporaceae. The record is from the annotation of a GenBank genome assembly.
AUGCCCGGCACGCCGCCUAUUGACGCGCGCAGUCGUCGCGCCUGGGGCCAAGUGGUGCACCGCCGGACCGAAGCGCGUCGCCUCGUCCAGCACGAGGCGCAGCUGCCGCGUGCGCGCCGUGCUGAGCGCCACGCAGCGGCGCGCGUCGUGCAGCGCCUCGUGCGCUGUUUUUUGUCGCGGCAGCGGCUCGCGACGCGCCUCAGUGCCGUGGGCCGCCCCGCCGAGCUCCAAGUCACGGCCGUCACGGGCCUCGAGCUGCUGUGCGACUUUCGCAACGUCGUGUCGGUCUUUUGCAACGUCCGCGUGCUCAAGAAACCCUUUGGACCGUUCAUGUUUCACUUUUCCACGUCGCGCUGCGCGCACGUCGACGUGCCCACGUGGCGCGACGCGCUCUUUGUGCCCAUGUUGUCGAGCAAGUGCGACAUUGUCACGACGGUCAUUGGCGUGAGCAACGCCGGCAAGUUGCGGUUCCUGGGCCAAGCGAUUGUCCCACUCGAGACGGGGUGGGAGCACAAGACGAAAGCGAGCGCGCCGCUGGCCAAGUGGAAGUUCCCCGUCGACGAGUCGAUCGUGGGGCUCCACCGCUUUGUAAAGGGCACCGUGGAGCUCACGAUCAAGCCCGUGUCGUCGCGGCGGCCGUGCAAAUCCGGUCAGUUCCUGCAGGGACCGCCCCUCACGUCCAGAGCCAAGCGGCUGGUCUCGUUCUGGUCGAAGCAAGUGUCGAGCAAUGGCUUAUUGGCGUCGCCGGCGCUACUGACGUCCAGGAGGACGCCAACAAGCGCUUCGCCGUCGCGCAAGGUCGUUGUGGCACGCUGGGGCGUCCUCACGGACACGACGUUUCACCUCUUUGACAACACGACCGCCAAGCUGAUUGUUAGUCUGGACCUGGCAAAGCUGCAGGUCAUCAAGUCGAGUGCGCAGCACAAGAGCGACCCGAGUCCAUUGUUUCCGUUGAAGCUCUACGCCGGGGGCACAAUGUACGUGCUGUACGUGUCGAGUUCCGCGCAGCAGCAGUCGUGGGAGUACAAGAUCAAUUUGCACCGUCGUGAACUACUGGUGCCGUAA